Molecule: messenger RNA, 3480 nt
Organism: Heterocephalus glaber (naked mole-rat)
Lineage: Eukaryota; Metazoa; Chordata; Mammalia; Rodentia; Bathyergidae
Source: RefSeq, a predicted model, not a curated record
CGGGCGGCACCGGGCGCACCGAGCGGGAGCGCCGCCAACGCGGUCACGUGUGCGGCCCCUCCUCUCGCGCCGGCCUCCCCCGCGCGCGCCGCUCUCUCCAUUCAUAAAUUCUCCGCCUGCUCCGCUGCCGCCGGGUGCCUGAGCCAGCCGGGGAGUGCCGCGCAGCCGCCGCCCGCCCUCCGCCCGCUGCCCAUGGGCCGCGCGCGUCCCGGCGGUGAGCCUUAAGAUGCAGCCCACUGCCACGAUGGCCACUGCAGCCACCACCACCGCCACAGUUGCCCUGACAACAUCGUGGGACAAUGCCACCGUCCGUCCCACGGCUCAGCCUGAUCCCAUCCUGGACAACUAUGUGCUGUUGGUCGUGGUGAUGUCACUGUUCAUUGGGGGCACACUGGUGGUGCUGUCGGGUGUCCUGCUCCUGUGUAAACGCUGCUGGGAAGUCCACCAGCGCUUCAACAGGGCCAUGGAAGAAACAGAGAAGACCACCACCACCUACCUGGACAAUGGCGCCCACCCUGCCCAAGACCCUGAGUUCCGGGGCGAGGACCCUGAGGGCCAAGAUGUGGAGACCGAGCGCUUCCUGUCUACCAGUUCCACUGGCCGCCGGGUCUCCUUCAACGAGGCUGCCCUGUUUGAGCAGAGCCGGAAGGCUCAGGACAAGGGCCGAAGGUAUACCCUGACUGAGGGAGACUUCCACCACCUGAAGAACUCCCGCCUCACCCACCUGCACCUGCCACCCCUCAAGAUCAUCACUAUCCACGAGUGUGACUUGGGUGAGGCCAGCUCAGCUGCCACACCCAACCCGGCCACCACCCCUAAGGACAGCCUGGCCAUCUUCCAGCCCCCGGGGAAGGCCCUCACCGGCCGCUCUGUGGGCCCCAGCUCCGCCCUGCCAGGUGACCCCUACAACUCUGCUGCUGGCGCCUCUGACUUUGCAGAAAUCAGCCCCUCAGCCUCCAGCGACUCUGGGGAAAGUGCUUCGUUGGAUACAGGUGCCAGGAGUGCCAAGGCUGGUGGACCCGGGACCUCGGCAGGGCCUGGGGAGGUGGGGGCAGGCUCCGGGCCAGGCACUGUCCUGCAGUUCUUCACCCGCCUGCGCCGCCAUGCCAGCCUGGAUGGGGCCAGCCCCUACUUCAAGGUCAAGAAAUGGAAGCUGGAGCCCAGCCAGCGGGCAUCCAGUCUGGACACAAGAGGUUCCCCCAAACGCCACCACUUCCAGCGGCAGCGGGCAGCCAGCGAGAGCAUGGAGCAGGAUGAGGGGGACGCCCCCUAUGCAGACUUCAUCCAGUACAUCGCCCGUGCUGGCGACGCUGUGGCCUUCCCACCCCCCCGCCCCUUUCUGGCCAGCCCCACCAGCCCGCCCCCCGCUCUCGGCAGGCUAGAGGCGGCCGAGGCAGCGGGAGGAGUGAGCCCCGAGUCCCCCCUGGAGCGAGGCGCCGUCUCGGGGCCCGAGCAGCCGGAGCUGGACGCCGAGCAGGCACAGGCCAGCUACCGCGACCUGUGGAGCCUGCGCGCCUCGCUCGAGCUGCACGCGGCCACCGCCUCAGACCACAGCAGCAGUGGCAACGACCGCGACUCGGUGCGCAGUGGCGACAGCUCUGGCUCAGGGGGCGCGGUGCCUGCCUUCCCACCACCCUCACCACCCGCGCCCCCGCGCCCCAAGGAUGGUGAGGCUCGCCGGCUGCUGCAGAUGGACAGUGGCUAUGUUAGCAUUGAGGGUGGCCGCGGUGCAGGUGACGACCUCGCGGUCAUCGAGCCGCCGCUGGCCACACCCGCCCCCUCUCCACGCAGUCCGCGUGCCUGGUCACGCCGGCCGCGGCGGGACUACAGCAUCGAUGAGAAGACCGAUGCGCUCUUCCACGAGUUCCUGCGACACGACCCGCAUUUCGAUGACACCCCGGCCACCGUGCGCCACCGUGCACGCGCGCAUCCACACACGCACGCACGCAAGCAGUGGCAGCAGCGCGGCAGGCAGCACAGCGACCCUGGUGGUGCACGUGCAGCCCCUGCUGCGGGGCCUACAGUCCCGCCUGCUGGCGUGCCUCGGCCUGCGCGUGCGCCCUUGCGCCGUGGUGACAGUGUCGACUGUCCACCCGAGGGCCGUGCACUGGCCAGCACGGGCGACGACCUGGCCAUUCCCGUCAUCGAGGAGGAGCCCGGCGGUGGGGGGGGCGGUGGAGGCUGCCCUGGCUCAGGCCUCUGUGUGGAGCCCUCCAGGGAGCUGCUGGACAAGCUGGCAGCAGGCCUCGAGGAGAGACUCUUUCCCCCGUGCCUGGCCGAGCCAGUCCCUGCAGCCCCAGCGCUGGUCGUCGCUGCUGCCCCUACAUCCCCCGACCACAGCCCGGCCUAAGUCCUGUGCCCCGAGCCUACCUCUGGGCAGCUUCUCUGGCACUGGGGUCUCGGCAGCGACGGCAGUGGGACAGACCUGGGGACGCGAUGCCCUCGCAUGUAUGCACCUGGACCACACUGGCCCGUUGUGCACAUGUGCGGACCGGGUGCUCUGGCUGUCCCAGGUGUGCACACUCGCAGCUCCAUGCAUCCCUAGAGGCGCGCAUGUGUACAGUUCAGCGGCCAGCAGUCGUAGUCCCACGUGCACACGCCACGGCCCCUUGUCGACCUCCUGCCCUCCAGGUGUGUACACCCAUUGCCCUUUCUGGGCAUGCUGUGGGUUGGUCAUCACGGUAUCAAGAGGUGCAAUGCUCCAUGACCCUGGCUUGACUGGAGGAAGAAAUUCCCAUCUUUGGGCCCUUAAGGAAAAGUCAAUGCCCAUGGCCUCAGACAACAGCUUCCAGGCCUUACAGCGCAACAUUUCUGCUUCGGAGGGGCAGUGGUCCCGGACUGCAGUGUGGGCUUGGGAUCUGACAUCUCAAGGGAUGUGCAUAGUUUCCCUCCAUGCCCAGUUGAAGCUUGAGGGGUCAGGAGCAUGUAUUCGGGAGGGGGGAGGCCACUGCCCGCCAGGCGCAUGCGUGAUCCCCAUCAGGGUAGGAACUGACUGGGGACCAAGGAUCAAAGAGCUCUCCAUCCCAGGACCCAGGAGGUUGGCUGGAGGCCGAGGCUGCCAACCCCACCAAGCCGUUUACCUCACCGCGGCAUGUGUUCGCGGCAGCCCGCGCCCCCUCCCACUCCGAGCAAUAACUGCGCUUGCCGCCGCCAACGCUGCUGCCACAGCCACCAGCCCUGAACUUGGCUCCUCCUGCCAAUGCUGUCUCCCUGUACACGCUGUUCCAUCCGUCCUGUCCUGCAUGCGAUUGGCGACCCAUGCCUGCCCCUUCCAGAGGAGCCACCGGGGACUCAGUGUUGGAGAUGUGGACAGAACACAGCCCAGGCGGCACAGCUUCAAGUCUCCCGAGCUUUAUUUAUUGCCAAAAGAUGGGGCCGUCGGCCCUGCCCUCGCUGCUGCCCGUCCAGUCUGUCCCACCCCAAGAUGGCGUUCUCGUGUUGUUUUUGUUUUCUGGUCGAUUAUUAAAUAUUUAAUGCACA